Messenger RNA from Argiope bruennichi, 1734 nucleotides. Its product is annotated as cilia- and flagella-associated protein 45-like. The transcript is spliced from 12 exons. Lineage: Eukaryota; Metazoa; Arthropoda; Arachnida; Araneae; Araneidae. The coding region runs from base 128 to 1648 and encodes 506 amino acids. The record is from RefSeq and is a predicted model, not a curated record.
CCCGCGUCUGCUUUAAACUUCUGCUGAAUGAUGUUUAUUUACUCCAUAUUUCUUUGGGGAUUGGAUAAUUUUCCCUUUCAAAUUUUCUGAAUCGCUUAUACAAUUGAGUUUAUAUUAGAGACUCACAAUGAUGAGCAGAAAGCCGUCAACCAAUUCCAAUUUUCAAAUAAGAUGUGUGCCGAAAAAGAACAAACAUUCAGGACCACUUAUGAAAACUGUUGAUGUUACACCAAAUGAAAUGGAAGAAGUAAAUUUCAUAUCUCAAGACCUUGCAAGAAAAUUGACUGUUCCAAGGACUCAGAAAACUUUUAAGGGAUUGAUAAAUCAAGAAAAACUCGAACAACUUAAGAAAGCAGCUGCAUCUCAUGCCCGAGAUGAAAAGGAAGCUAAGAAAGAAGCAAAGAAAAAAAGGGAACAACUUCAGAAAGAGCAGGAAGCUCGAAAGGCAGAAUUUGAAGCAUGGGACUUGGUCAGGAAAAAGAAUGAAGAAUUGAACGAAUUGGAAGAAGAAGCAAGACAAAAAAUGGAACACAUGCGAGAAAAAGCUAAUGAAAUUAUAAAAGAACAAAAUGAAGAAAUCAAGGAAAUCAACAAGCUGAUUUUAUCUGCUAAAGUGCAAGCUAUACGCGAUGCACAAGUGGAAGAGAAAAAGCAUAUACAGAAGGAGAAAGCUAUGGCUGAAGCUAAUUUAGAUGAAGUGAUGGAACAAGAAAGAAGGAAAGGUGUUUUGAAAGAAAGGGAAAUUCUAGAGAAACGCAAAGGAGCCUCAUAUGAAGCUGCAUCAAAACUUCAGGAACAAAUAAAAGAGAAUAAGGAAAAGAAGUUAUUAGAUGAAGAAAAUAAAAUUAAAGAAGGCGAAUUACUUUUGAAGAAAUUGAAAGAAGAUCAAUUGAGAGAUCUUCAAGAAUUGAAACUGAAGCAGUUAAAAAAGAAAGCAGUUAUGGAAGAGUUAAAAAAAGAAAAUGAAGAAAUACUGAAAAGAAAAGAAGCUAUGAGGCAACAGUCUGAAAAAGAAGAUAAAGUUAUUGCUGAAUAUCAAAGAUUAAAAGCAGCUCAAGAGGAAGCUAAAGAAGCUGCAGAAAGAGAAGCAAAACGCCAAAGAGAAAUGGAAUUAGCAAAGUUGGGGGAAAUGCAGGAGAAAGCUUCUAGUCUUUAUGCAGAACAAGAAGCUCUUCGAGCACGCAGAGCUCUUGAAGAAAAAGAAAGAAAAUAUAGACAACAAGAAAAGGAGGCAGCAAUAAAAAAGAAGAAGACAAUGGAAGAUUUGAAAAAAUCUCGUGCUCAGCAGCUUGAACAACAGGAAAAUUUGAGACGCAUGAAGGCAGCUGCAAAUAUUAAGGAAUUAGAAGCUUUAUUGGAAAAAUUAAAACUGGAAACAGAACAAGAAAAACGAAAGGACCUUUUCAAAAAACUCGCCAAUUUGAAGCAUUUAGAUGAACUCAAGGAACAGAUGAAAAAGAAAGAAAUGGAAAGAAUCAAUGAAAAGAGGGAAUUCUAUAGAGAUGGCAUUCAUUUACGGCAAGAAGAAAAGCGACGCAAUGAAAUGCUGGAUAUCUUGAAAAAGGAGAAAUUAAGUGAACUGAGGAAACAUAAUAUACCAGAGACUUAUAUCAAUCAUAUAAAAAGGAAGGUAAAUUUAGAAGAGUGAUACCAAGAAAAUUUGUCUGCUCUAAAUUGAAGAUCAUUAUUUAUUCCAAAUUGUAUGUCAAUAAUUUCCAUCUUUUUUUAUAAAUU